Linum trigynum is the source of this 2374-nucleotide messenger RNA. The record is from the annotation of a GenBank genome assembly. Lineage: Eukaryota; Viridiplantae; Streptophyta; Magnoliopsida; Malpighiales; Linaceae.
GGCUCUCGAGCAUUACUCUGUGUUGGCCAAACCUCCGUCGCCGAGAAUUGCGCCGUGCUGAAAGAAUUGUGCAAUCUGAACAAUCUCCUAAUUUCAUUCUUUGAUUGUUCUUUUCUUUCGCACUCUACCUGUUCGACGAUUUGCUCAGCCUAUAAAAACCCGCUGAACCAGAACCGCCAAGUUACAGAAAAGAUUGCACAAGAAUGAACCAAUCGAAGGACCCCUUCGAGGCCGCUUACGAGGAGCAGGAAGAAUCCCCGCCUGAUUCACCGCUUGCCCCUGACGACCUCGACGGCCGACCAUCUUCACCUCCUUCCGCAGCUGCACCCGCUUCUCAGGACGCAGCCACAGCCCCAGAUGACGACGAAACUGGCACCGCCGGUGUCAAUCCUUCCGACCCCUCGCCUUCGGCUCCCGCCUCGGCCUCCGCUAAAAUUAAGCGCAACAGCAAGGAGGAGGACGAAGAUGAAGAGGAGGAGAACGUGGAAGUAGAGCUAGCCAAGUUCCCUUCGAGUGCCGACCCUAAUAAAAUGGCCAAGAUGCAAACUAUUCUCUCACAGUUCACAGAAGACCAGAUGAGUAGAUACGAAUCAUUCAGGAGAUCUGCCCUUCAGAAGGCUACCAUGAAAAGGUUGUUGGUAAGCAUUACAGGGUCACAAAAGAUUUCUAUGCCAGUGACAAUUGUAGUUUGUGGGAUAGCCAAAAUGUUUGUUGGUGAACUUAUUGAAACAGCAAGAAGCGUGAUGACAGAACGAAACGAAUCUGGACCAAUCAGGCCUUGUCACAUUAGAGAAUCAUAUAGACGACUAAAGCUCGAAGGCAAAGUACCAAAAAGAUCAGUGCCAAGGCUCUUCCGUUAGAUUCUCUGGAAUGCUGAUGCGCUGGUCAACUAUUCAAGUUUCAUUCAUUCGUAAAUCUUGAGGUUACACAUCAGUUCUCGCACUAUCUUAUUUCCUUUAACAUGUCGAUUGAUAUGGAAACAUAUAGAAUGGUGAUUUCUUAUUCCUUCUAGUUUGGUAUUUGGUUCCUCAACCUAUCAUGUCUCAUGACUGUGGGCGGCGAGAGUUCGAUUCAGCAUGCCAUGUAAAGCAACGAGCCACCUUUUUGGAAUUUGUUAUAGUGUAUAGUUUAGUGGUGAUGGGCAAAUUGUUCAGUAAAUAUGAUUUGCUGGUGAUUAACUCAUAAUUGAUAAAUCUUAGUGGGGCUAGUGAGUGGCAUUCUAUCUGGAUUCCUUGGGAUAAAAGUCUCCAGCUUGGAUUGGCAUAAUGGAAAACAAUCAUUUGUGGACAUUGAUUAUUGAUGUUAAAAUAAUCGAGUUAUCAUGCUGUUUCUUGCCAUUUAUGUCACAGCCUCCUGUUGGUGAUAGAACACAUGAACAUGUAUCUAUGAUCUGGUUUUGUGAAUGGAGAGUGUGCUGCUUGCUCCUCGGUGCCUGCCUGUUCCUCCACACGUAGGUUUCACGGGUGUUUAAAUGGAUCAGAUCUGGAUGGGCCGGGCCGGGCAAUAAGGGCACCCUGAUUGGGCGGGCUUUUAAGCAUCCCACCCAACGGCUGCCAUUGGGUUGUCCUGUCCAGCGUCCAAGCCAAGAAGAUACGUCAACAAUGCGAACAACAAGGCAGAAAGUGGAUCCAAUGUUGUAAGGACAGUAGCAAAGGUACCGUAUUAUAUUAUAUUGCACGCCAUGAAAUGAAUCGGUCCAAAAUCUCAACAUAUAAAAUCCCAAGCUUUGGCUAGUUUCAUAUUUUCUCCCCAAUGAUACCGGCGAUCUUUAUCGUAAUUAAUUAUUUUUAUAAUUGAGAACCGUUAGAUUAUAGAGAAAUGAAGCAGUCGUGGGAGGUUAAUGAGAUUUCCUUCUUUUUCUUUAGUUAGGGUUUGGGGGAAGGGAGUUGCUACUUUUUUUUUUAUUUUUAUGAACAUGAUACUCAUAUUAUUAAAUCAGCAUUGAGCACUCAAAAAUAUGGGAAACGAGUUCAAGUAACAGACUAGACACAACCCAUGAAAGAUCCCAUACAGAAGUGUUUCUCUUCCUCUGCAACCAUCUUUAUUGCUUUUAGGUUCGUGCAGGCUUCAGCACUCGUUGGUGCUCGACAUUGGAUUCUCUCGGCUUUCAUGUUAUAUCCCUUAUGAACAUCUUUGAUGAUGAUGUAAAUAUACGCCUUGCAGGAUGUUACUUCCGAAGGCACAAUUGCACGAGAUUACUUUGUCGUAAUUCCUCAAAUGAGGGCCUAGAUUUGAUGAGAUUCCCUAGACUGAGAAUGUCUACCAUUCUUCGAGUUCUUUCCCUGCACAAACCGAAAUAUUAAUCGGGGAAAAUUGCAUCAUCAAAGACAUUUGAGUUUCUUACUCAUCCAUAGUAUAAAAGUCUACAUUGCGU